This is a messenger RNA of Mus musculus (house mouse), 4722 nucleotides long. RefSeq names its product RAB7B, member RAS oncogene family (gene Rab7b). Bases 383 to 982 code for a protein of 199 amino acids. The transcript is spliced from 6 exons. NCBI's taxonomy places the organism in Eukaryota, Metazoa, Chordata, Mammalia, Rodentia, Muridae. Gene Ontology annotation, molecular function: G protein activity; GTP binding; GTPase activity. The record is from RefSeq and is a predicted model, not a curated record. Gene Ontology annotation, cellular component: lysosome; phagocytic vesicle; late endosome. Gene Ontology annotation, biological process: late endosome to Golgi transport; regulation of immune system process; positive regulation of megakaryocyte differentiation.
AGUUCCUGGUGAAUUCUGUAGAGAAAUUGCUAGAAGUAGAGGUCAAAGCUAUUUUGAGGCUCACCACACAUGCUGCCAAGUAGCUUUCCAGUAAUGUGUACUGAUUUCACCCCCUUCCAGCUGCAGCGAAGAGCCUAUGAUUGGCAAGUGCCACACACUAUGCCUGGGGGAGGGUUUCUUGUUCAUCCAAAGCCUCCAGGCAGUCGUGACAAUGAAUCCCUUGUCCUGCCCAGCCCAUCCCCUCUCCCCACGCUGGCCUCCAUUCCUGGUUCUAGGCUGGGUUGUGUGAGGUCUCUGUUCAGAUCUGUCCUGCCGUUUGACACUCUCAGCUAUAUCUCAGAGCAAGACUGGAAGAGCUGAAGGGCGAGCCCUGAAGCCCCUCAUGAAUCCCCGAAAGAAAGUGGACUUGAAACUUAUCAUUGUUGGUGCACUUGGCGUGGGAAAGACCUCUCUUCUUCACCAAUAUGUACACAAAACAUUUUUCGAGGAAUACCAGACCACACUGGGGGCCAGCAUCCUCUCCAAAAUCAUCAUAUUGGAUGACACAACUUUGAAGCUGCAGAUCUGGGACACAGGUGGUCAGGAGCGGUUCCGCUCAAUGGUAUCAACAUUCUACAAAGGUUCCGAUGGCUGUAUCCUGGCAUUUGAUGUUACUGAUCCAGAGUCCUUUGAAGCCCUGGAUAUCUGGAGGGAUGAUGUCCUGGCAAAGAUUAUCCCUAUGGAGCAGUCAUAUCCCAUGGUGGUGCUGGGGAACAAAAUCGAUCUGGAAGAUAGGAAGGUGUCCCAGGAGGUGGUCCAUGGGUGGUGUAAAGAGAAGGAUAUGCCAUAUUUUGAAGUUAGUGCGAAGAAUGACAUCAAUGUGGUACAAGCCUUUGAGGUUCUGGCCAGCCGGGCUCUGUUGAGGUACCAGGGCACCGCAGAGAACCACCUCAUAGACUCCAUCAAGCUCUCUCCAGGCCAGCCAAAGAGCAGAUGCUGCUGAUCUCGGCCUCCCUCCGGACUCCCGAUGACAGCUGUGCAGCCAUUCCAAGUGCAAUCCCACCAGCCGGUACUCAGCUAGGAGGCUGGGGCACUGCAGCAGGAAAGAAUGUCACAGGCAAAUCCUGGCCCCAGAGAAAUCACGGGCGUCUCCAUGACUCAAGCUCCUCUUUCUCCUCUGCCUCAACACCGUCCUGCUCAUCUCUGCAGACAAACUGCUCCCUUCAGCACCACGGACCGACAGGUUUGGAUGGAGAUGCAGGUCUGAUUCCCUCAGCAGUCAGAACAUGGACCGCUCCUGACAGGCAGAAGCCUACAGGCCUGAGACUUCCCACAGCUUCUUUCAGGGAGAGCUGAGGGAGCAAGAUAAAAACAGUUGUACCUAUUUCCUGGGUGCUCAAACAGCUCCCAUAACUGACCAGGCCUCAGUGCGCCCUCUGCCAAAUGAGAGUUCCCAAGGCUUCCCCAUAUCCUAGGGCGACUGAGAACCAUAAUCUUCAUUUAAAUCCCACGUGCUGGUGUGGACACACAGGCUCACUCCUUUGGAGAGUAUUUUUGAUGCCUUCGAUGUACAUUGCACUGAAGUCACCAGACACACAAAGCAGACAUGAGUCCUUCACUCCCAGAAGCGCACCUGGAGAGAGAGGGCCAGCAGACAUGAGCAAGACAGACAACAGCAACAAGGUACUGUUUUAGACAAAGGGGCCAAGAGGGCUUUCCUGUGACGGUGACCGUUGGGCUGGCAGCUGCAGGAAGAGCUACAGGAAGAACAUGCCAGGAGAGGGAGCAGCUAGGCCAAGGCUCUGAGGCAAUGGGCAGAGUGCUGCAUUCCAUUCCCUGAGGACUCAAAGCUGCUAUCUCAGAGAAAAAAAGGCCAGGGAUAUCCUGUCCCCAGAAGGUACUUUGAUCAUUUGAUGACUGGCCACUAGGGGGCAGAAGUGUCCUCUGCUUUUAGGCUGAGGAGUUCUGGGAACACUUGAAAAGCUGGUGUUUGUGUCAAGAAAAUGGCUGAAGCUUGUUUCCAGGCUGUAGGAAUGUUGAACCUGGGCUAGUUGGGUAAAAAAAAAAAAAAAAAAAAAAAAUCAAAUGUCUUGAUUCAGGCAACAAAUCGAAAUCAGAGACAGAUCCCAGAGCGAGGUACUUGGAGAGCUGUGGAUUCUGUGUCCUGUUCAUUUCAAAGCUAGAACCUAUUUUUUUUUCCUUCUGUCUUCACACUGCACAGAUAGGGUGGCUCAUUCUGAAGGAGGUGGACAGAACGAACUUUCAGGGUCUUCAAUGGUCAGGUUCAUACCUCAUGCCUUCCACAGACAUUCCUGUCUCCACAGAAGUCUUCUUUCCUGAGUUCCAAGCAGAUCCGAGGUGUCAAUCUCUAGGAAGCCAGUCAGGGGGUAAUAACUGGGGGUCUGGGGGCUCUGUCUGCACCCGCCUAGCUCUGAGGUAUAAAGCAACUUACUAAGGACAGCAGUCACAGGAACAAUGAGCCCUGCAUCCUUCAGAGAUGAACACUGUGCCCCCGUCACACAUUGGUGUGGCUCUCCUGAAGUCAGACUGUGGAGGGAUGUGUGUGGGGAGGUGUGCAUUCGGCAGCACGAUGAACAUAAGGACCAUAUCUAAGGGUACGCAGCAAAUAGUAUGUGUUUCCAUUGUUUAUAUCCUUUAUGGGACAAUAGUCCCUCUUGGUCAGUGAUACCAGUCUCAGUUACCCAUGGUCAACUGUGGACCAAAAAUAUUAAAUAGCAAAUCCCAGAAAUAAAUAACUUACAACUUUCAAUGCACGUGUCAUUUGAAGGAGUGUGGUGAACCGCUGCGCCAUCCUACCCAGGUCAGUUGCCUUUGCUCUAUUCUGUGCAUCUAAUCCAGCAGUUACUUUGUAGCUGUCUCAGAUGUAUCAACUGCCAUCAUUCCAAAUGCCUCUAUUAAUAGUAACCAAAGUUACGCCACAAUACCCAUGUCACUAUCUCAUCACUGAGAUACGCCAUCAUCUCAUGUUGUCACAUGAGGAUAAGGUCGGGAACAGUACAGUAUCUUUAGAAUAUGCAUUUAUAGCCUUUUAUUACUUGUACAGACUCAUGGUCAUUUAAUUUAUUGUCAAUUAUUGUCCAUCUCUUGCUGUACCUAAUUUAUUCAUUAUACUCUGUCAUACGCUUGUGUGACUAGGAGGAAACAUAGCACCUGGGGGCGGGAUUAGUACUAUGUAACUUUAGAUAUCUAUGGGGGAGGGGGAUGUCCAGGAGUUUCUUUGGACGAGAAGAGACUAUGGUGUUUGCUUUUUAAUUUUUUAAAAAAAAAAAUCUAUGUCAGCAUAAUUGGCAUGUCAACGAUGUUAAAGUGUAGGCAGUAAAAGCCACAUCAUUUCAUUUCCAGGGCCCCGUAAAAAAGUGAGAUUGUUCAAAAAUUAAGACUUCAAGACAGCAAUAACAGCAUCCGACAUUGGAGGUGAACCCUCCUGAGGACUCACCUCCCCGUGACGUGGUCCUGAGAAAGCAGUGAGCUUUCAGCUCAAACAACAGAGCUCUGGCCCGACCCUGCUGGACACACUGUAGCCUGAAGGGAAGGCUCUGCCACAGCCUUAAAGCACAUGACAUAGAUUCUGUGUCCUCUUUAGAGUCAUAGCACAGACUAAAUAUUCCAAAUGGAAGCAGGGACCUGUGGGCCUGGAGACUCACAGAUAUCCUAUUACAACUGGGAGAUGUGCUGACCAAUCCCCAGGGCAGAGUGAGCUGAGCUGACAACCAGACCCACAGUAAGGGUCCCUGCGAGCCACUGUAGCCCAACCAUGAGUCACCCUGAGUUGGAGACUGGCCCUUAGCAUCCAUGCCAGCAGGCACAGGAACUUCACCCCACCACAGCGACAUCUAAGUUGGGCGCGGUGGCAACAUAUCCCAGGCCCUCUUCAUAGUCAUCCCUUCAAGAAAAAGACCCCAGUCAACAGGAUUCUAUUGAUCGGGCUCACCACAGCCUCGCUCAAGUGGAGCACCCUUGGCUGCUGGUCAACGGAGAACUCAGAUCAGGACUCCCCGCAGCAUGUAUCCUUGGGGCUCGGGAAAAGAACAAAGCCAAAUCUUAUCACCAAACAAAGCAGGCUUGGACGUUAGGCCCUGCCCUCAGGGACUUGGGAAAAUGCCCAUUUCUGCUGCCGUUUGCUCCCACAUAACAGAGCUUUUCUACUGCUGCCUGGUGGUUGGGCUGUCUAUCCCUCGGCCACAGACAGCUUCUCAGGCUCUGCUUGCAGUCCCACACCGGCCUCUGGCACCCAAGAGCAGCCUUGUGUGCACUCUCUCUGUGCACAUCACAGUGACCAACAGCAGCAGCUCGACUGGGACAGGAGAGCCACAGAUGAGGACUUCUGUGGCUUUCACUUACCCUCGUCUCCCUCCCCCUGCUCCAGAGCAGUGCUGGGGAGCUGUUGGUUAGACACAGGUAGCUCUGGGAUGAGUAGCGCCCACUACUGUUCGCUAUGCUUCCUCUCCAUGAAGACAGGGCCUGCUCUAGUUUUUGUUUUGAGAGAAGGGGUGCUUUUUGUUGUUUUUUAUGGGGAGGGGGCUGAUAGGUUUGUCUUUUGUUGUAGUUAUUGAUGCGCAGCCUUGAACUUGGUAUUCUUCGGCCUCAGGCUCCCAGUUGCUAGGGUGGGCGUGUUUUGAUUCACCGCACUCAGCUUUACAGACUGGCGGACAGUAGGGGAUGGAUGAGUUUUAGUGGACUACUGCCCAUCUAUUCUUUAAAUAAAUACAUAAAUGGAUUUUA